Molecule: messenger RNA, 923 nt
Organism: Paramecium sonneborni
Lineage: Eukaryota; Ciliophora; Oligohymenophorea; Peniculida; Parameciidae
Source: the annotation of a GenBank genome assembly
AUGUAAUAGAAUUAGCAAAACAAGAAUAAUAUUGUCAUUGAUGCUCCUAUUCUAAAUUUUCCAAAUAGAAAAUUUGAAUCAAUAAAUAAAAUUGGAUAAGGAGCACAAGGAUCUGUAUAUUUAGCCAAAUCAAUAAAUUGGGGAAUUAAUGAUUAAAAAUAAUAUGCAUUAAAAUGCUAAGGAAUUACUUAAGAUAAUGAAAUUCAAUUUAUUGAUAGCCUUAUAUAAUAUCAGAAUCAAUAUGAAAAUUCAUAAUAAAAUUAUAAACCAUCUGGAUUAAUUAGAAUUUAUGGAAGAUAUAAAUGGAACAAUUAGGAUGUUUUCAUAAUGGAAAAAGGAGAAUAAGAUCUAUUUGCAUUCAUUUAUGAAUAAUAAUAAUUAACAUUUCAAAAGAAAGUUGAGAUUUUAAUUUAGGUAUUAUUAAAUUAUUAAUAUAUAUUAGAUAUCUUAAUCUAUAUAAUUUUUACAUUAAUAAGAAUUAAUACAUAGAGACAUUAAACCUGAAAAUUAUAUUAAAAUAGAUAAUUAAUUUAAACUUAUUGAUUUUGGAUUAAUAAGAGGGGAUUAAAGAAUAUAGAUGACUAGAAACAUUGGAACAUGUCUUUUUAAAGCGCCUGAAUUAGUUGAAGGAAGACAAGAUUAUUCAAAAUCAGUUGAUAUUUGGGCACUUGGUUGUUUAUUUUAUGAACUUUUGACAAAAUAACCAUUUUUACAAGGUAUUUAGUUUCUUUUAUCUUAGCAUAAACUGCAUUAGAGGUUGAAAAUAUAAUUAAAAAUAUUAAAAAUAAUGAUCAAUAUAUUAAAGAUAGAUUAAAUUAUUUAAUUAAUUAAUUAGAUGAUAAAAAAGAGGAAAUAUAAAACUUAUUAAGUAAAAUGUUAAAUCCAAAUGAUUAAUAAAGAAUCUAAAUUAAUUAAGUAAUUGA